AUGAAGUUGGACGCGCUUAUCAUCGCUGCGGUCGUCGCGGGUUUCCCAGCCCACGCGAAAGAGGCGUAUGCGCAAGGCGGCGAUACGCAGCAACACGAGCAAGAGCCACUGGACGGAGAGUGGCAGCCUACGGUAAUCGGACACGAAGACGUCGAGCCAUACCCUGAGUCGGAGCCGAACACGGUCACCGAAAGGGCUGGAGUCAUGUUUAAACCCAGGCUCGUUGUCAACACGGGCUGCCAGCCGUACCCUGCCGUAAACGAUGCUGGCGAGACCAGCGGUGGUCUCAAACCUUCUGGUGAACCGGACAGUGGAUGCCAAGGAUCCAAGCACGGGUCACAAGUUUAUGGGCGCGCUAUCUGGGUCGAUGACAUCUGGGCUAUCAUGUACGCGUGGUACUUCGCGAAGGACUCGCCCAUAUCACUAAUGGGUCACCGGCAUGACUGGGAAAACAUCGUGCUGUUCAUUGAUAACCCCGCUGGUCGGAAUCCGAAGAUCUUGGGCUGUUCCACGUCGUGGCACAGCGGUUACAUCAAGUACGCACCCUGCCCUGAGGACUUCAUCGAUGGAUCUAGUGUCAUGAUCAAGUACGAGCACUCGUUUCCACUGAAUCACGCCCUCAACAUUACGGAGGAUGCUGGGGAGUACCAGGACCUCGUCAUGUGGCACCAACUGUCGGACUGUGCACGCCUCGCUCUGAACAAAACAGAUUUUGGCGAAGCCAACACGCCGAUGAAUGACCAGAAUUUCAAAGCGAAGAUUACGGCCGCAUGGCCGUUUGAGACAAAAGACGAUGAAGCAUGA
Molecule: messenger RNA, 804 nt
Organism: Hyaloperonospora brassicae
Lineage: Eukaryota; Oomycota; Peronosporomycetes; Peronosporales; Peronosporaceae
Source: the annotation of a GenBank genome assembly